Messenger RNA from Neoarthrinium moseri, 1182 nucleotides. RefSeq lists its product as uncharacterized. Lineage: Eukaryota; Fungi; Ascomycota; Sordariomycetes; Amphisphaeriales; Apiosporaceae. The transcript has a single exon. Bases 1 to 1182 code for a protein of 393 amino acids. The record is from RefSeq and is a predicted model, not a curated record.
AUGUGCAGCGAGUGGCACGGCGCAGGCACGCCAAUGUCUCGGUCAUCGAGCGCCUCUUCUGUGCCCGACGAAAGAUAUCAUUACGGCAAUCAGAUUUACGUUGAGCGGGGGAAGCGGCCUUUUGUCAACUUCGAAUACGUGGAGCUGCCGGACGAAACCGGCUUCUUUCCUCAACCAAAGCGCCCGCGAUAUAUCAACGCUGCUGCCCAUGAAAGAGCCCGUGAGCCGCCAUUCUUCAUCCUCAGAGAGGCAGGCCAGUCAAGCUCGUCUUCCGAGUUUGCCUUUGACGAUGCAGACCAAGUUGCUAGGACGCCCUCGCCUGCGCUGUCCGCCAGGGUUUCCGACAAUGAGGCACAGGCACACCGCCAUUUCCGCGCGGACCUGCGUCCGACUUCCAUGGAAAGGACCUCGUCAGGCUUAUCGAUUGCGUCUGACGGCAAGGAGCGCGAAAGCCGCUCCAACUACUCCGAUAUGCGGAAGGAUGAGCAAGCUGCCAGCAGGGUGGAACGGCACUUUGCCCAUUACCAUUCGCGGGCCCGAGACUCCAAAGCUGAACGCAUCCUGAAGAGCCUCAUCUCCCCGAGGUCAACGCCCGGGGACGAGUUUGAGAUCGACAACGCGGCCCUGCAAAGCAUCUUCAGCGCUGCAAAUGAGGUUUUCUUCCACGGAUCCCUAAAGAAUCGGGUGAGAUGGGACUGGUCCGAUGGCUCCAACAUGAGUUAUCACACUCAGAUCAUCGGCACAACAGCCCUACGAGUGGCUCAAGAUGGGGGAUUCGAGACACUGAUCGUAUUGUCGAGUCGCUAUCUCAAGGACAGACGAUAUAACCGGCGGCUGCUCAUAUCGACGUUUUUACAUGAAUUGAUUCACAGCUACCUCUUCAUCCGCUGUGGCUUCAAAGCGAAGCGCUUCGGGGGACACACCUCCGGCUUCCACCGGAUUGCCAGGCUGAUCGACGAGUGGGCCGGUCCGGAUACUCUCUUCCUAAGCAACAUGGAAGCCGAUCUCGACGACUUCCGGCUUGCGAGCGGGAAUCUAUCCUGCGACGACAUCCCCAGGAACUGUGGCAUGCAGUGCUCGGAAGAUGUCAACGGCCAUCGGCCGGCCAGCGCGCCGAUCCGAUGGCCUGAUCUACGUUCAUCGGACCAAAGAUAUUACGGAAAUACUUCUGGUCCGAUAUAG